Penaeus indicus is the source of this 2110-nucleotide messenger RNA. Its product is annotated as ETS homologous factor-like. Gene Ontology annotation, cellular component: nucleus. NCBI's taxonomy places the organism in Eukaryota, Metazoa, Arthropoda, Malacostraca, Decapoda, Penaeidae. The transcript has 5 exons. The record is from RefSeq and is a predicted model, not a curated record. Gene Ontology annotation, molecular function: DNA-binding transcription factor activity, RNA polymerase II-specific; sequence-specific DNA binding. Gene Ontology annotation, biological process: regulation of transcription by RNA polymerase II; cell differentiation. The coding region runs from base 544 to 1092 and encodes 182 amino acids.
GAAAGAUCGGGUGGCAUAUGGUAUGGUCAGGAUUUAGAUUGGAGCACAAGUGAUUUACAUUCUCUAAGAAAUAUCCACAGCAGCCUCCUUCAAUACCCCCUUAAGGACUUCUGCACUCUCCUUGGCAACAAAAAUGGGGUGACAUUAUACGAUGCUGUCCAUAGUUCUGCACACACAUUUAAUACAGAUAUCUGGAAUAAAGAUCAUCCAGAGGCUGUGCCAUAUGCAAUAGACUUAAGCACGCGACCCCUUCAAAAAUGUGCCAGCAACUAUGAUUUUGCAAGGAGCCAUUCUCCGCCAAUUGAUCUCAGCACCCAGACUAGCCACACACUUGGCAGAGAACCCCAUUGGCUUGAGGAACCACCAUGUCAUCCUGUGGACCUUAGCAGCAAGCCUACCCAGGCUAUACAUGAGGAAGAGGUCAUAUUUCAACGGUGCUCCCCAGGAGCUCACUACGAUGGUGGACAGGACAGUGAAAGCAAUUCCUCAGAUUGGCCACCCUUGCAGAUAGAUUUGGAUAACACAUCAGAUGAUGGAGAGGGUAUGAGACAAGAGAGAUGUGAACCAGCACAAGAAGUUGAAAUGAAGAGUGAGGGGCAGAUGGAGGAGAAUUUGAGUUUCAUUUCAGCUGUGAAUGAUGAAGAAUUACCAGAACCAAGCCUCACCAAGAUUUCCAGUUACAGAAGAAGAAAACGUGGACCAAAAUCAUGGGAGUUUUUGAUGAGGCUUAUGGCUGAUAAGAGGACAAAUCCUUCUGUGAUUCGGUGGGAGGACAGAGAAGCUGCCACCAUUAGGCUCAUCCAACCGCACUACAUUGCCAAGCUCUGGGGGAAGCGGUCGAGUAAAUCUAAUCUAACCUAUGAUCACUUUGCGCGUGCUCUUAGGUACCACUACAAGAAGGGACAACUGAUCAAAGUUUCAGAACGGCAGCUGGUGUAUGGCUGUGGUCCACAGGCCCUCAAGUUCUUAGAGCUGCUCCUCCAACAGAACCAGCUGAUGGGCGAUGUCAGUGAGGAUGCUAUGUUGUGGACUGAGAUGUCAGAUGGAGCAGUACCCCAAGACCAUACAUACUUCAACAAGAAAGAAAUAUAGAUAGUUUGUUAUGAAGAUAGGUGUAUGUCCCUAAUUGCAGAUGUUUCCAGGAAAAGUGUAAUAGCAAAUCUUGACAGUGAAUCCAGUGAAGUUAUAUCAUAGAUAAAUAAUCCAGCCGUCCUGAUCAUGGGUUGAUGUUAAUGUACUAUUACAGGCAGACAUGUAAUGUUCCUGUUGUUUUAUGAUGAUAUUUGAUGGCUGUGAAACCAGAGUUAUUUUUAAAGAAGUUUAGUUUAUUUAGAUGUGUGCAUAGUUUAAAAAGGAGAGUAAGUAUACAGAAGAAUAUAGAUAGAUAUAUUUGCAUACUGUGAUGGAUGCACAACUUGUUGGGUUUAAAUUCAGUAAGAGAGAUGUAAAACUAUCUUUAGGUUAAGGGUUCAUAUCAAGUACCUGAUUUGAAGUUAGAUACCAUGAGCCAUUGUGUAGUUUUGGUAAUGAGUAGUGCCAUGGUGAAUAAUAUUUAUAGACGUGUUUUGUCUCAUGUGCCAAUGCUUAGAAAGUUGGCAGUGUUUUGGAUAAAUAGGGCUAUGAAUAUCAUCUGCAGUCUGUAAGAAAAGUAACACUACUGAACAGCAUCAUGAAGUAUAACAGUUGUUAAAAAGCAAUUUUUGUUUUGCUUAAAGUUUUUUUUUUUUGAUAUAUAAAGUAUAUAUAAGUGUGUAUGUGCAUGCACAUGCAACCCCCCCCCCCCCCCACACACACACACACACACUCACACUCACACUCACACUCACACUCACACUCACACUCACACUCACACUCACACUCACACUCACACUCACUCUCUCACUCUCACUCUCUCACUCUCUCACUCUCUCACUCUCUCAUUCACUCAUUCACUCACUCACUCACUCACUCACUCACUCACUCACUCACUCACUCACACACAUACACACAUACACACAUACACACAUACACACACACACACACACACACACACACACACACACACACACACACACACACACACACACACACACACACACACACACACACACACACACACUCACUCACUCAC